AUGGUGCCAACAGCAACUACCGCUCUUCAAUUGCUCAUAGCAGUAUGCACGAUAAAUGGCCUUAAUUCUCAUCCAACACGAAACAGGAAUCCUCCCUUAGGAAUCCUAUCUGAACUAAUCGGCAGUAAUGGCAAAAGUCCGUUGAUUGUGGUGCUAAGUCCCGAUCGUGGCCCAAAAGUCUUCGGAGAUAAAACACCUUCGUCACCACCAGCUCGAGAUGAGUCAAAUGGCUACCAUCUACACAAUAAGAACGACCGUCACAUUCAUAAACAAAAUAAUUUGGAAAAUAAUUACAUUAUGUAUUUAAAUCAUUUAUCCCGGAAUGCCUAUAAUACAAUAACUAAUGAUUUAAUGAGGACAAAGAAAAAUCAUUCAGACAAGCAAAAAGGCCAUGACUCCAAUCGAUUGUACACAGCUGAACAAUGUUCUGAUUCAGAAAACUAUAGUGAAUGCGACGGAAACGCUGAUAGCUAAUUAAUGGAAACCGCUUCACCGGAUUCUCUAAUAGUGUACAUAAGCCCAACUGAUCAGACAGAUACUUUUUUCGACGAACAAGAACAACAAAAUGCACCUUCGCAAUCAAUCGAAGAAGAGCAUUUGAAUUUCGAUCAUAAAACAGCUAAAUUGGAGAGUUCAAAUAGUGUAUAUAAUGCCUUGAUAAAUAAUUUCCGUGUUCCUUUGAGGGACGGUGAUAGUAGAAACCCAGAAAUACAAAAAGAAAAAGAACUCAUGAUCAGUAAUGCACUGCGGUCAAGAUGUGAAGCCAUAAUUCGAUGUGAAGAAAAAUGUGCAAAACCGGAGACAAAAAAUGAAAACAGCACAUGUUCUGGUAUUGAUUCAAAAUUUUGUGAAGAAGAUAGUGGGAUGGCAACACCGAAAUCAAAUUGUCCAGAAAGAUGUAAAGCGAUCUUCGAUCAUUUGAUAAAUUGUCCACAAUUAGUUACCAGUAAAAAUAAGAAAGAACAAAAGAAAAAGAAAGGGAAGAAAAAGAAAAAUAUCCAACCAUCAUUGUCUGACGAGUACUCAGGUGUUCUUUCAAACCUUUAUAAAAAGGCUUCCGACCAGAAUCGCCCAUUGAUUCUAGUUUUAGACAGCAACGCGAACCGUGGUCAGGAUUACAAUUAUAACAAAUAUAGAUCCCAUCAUUACAGAAACAAUAAUUACAAGUCCAACAGCUACUCGAAUCAGCCUAGAAAUGACGUAAGCUAUGAAGAGACACGUAACAACGAUGAAGUCUCAUACCCAUUCCUAUAUCUUCAUCAAUUGUCUGAACAGGUACAAAGCAAAAAUUCGCCAGUUAACAAACAAAGAUCCAACUAUUACAAUUCACGUAAUGACAGAAACAACGAUAAAAAUAAUAGAGAAGUGAGACCAAAUUCUAGGAACGACCAGGACAGGAAUAAUAGAGACUAUAAAUACAGAAAUGAUGAUUACAGGGGAGAUGUAAAUAACAAAAGAAAUGUAAAUUAUAGAGGCAACAACAGAUAUUCUGGCUAUCGUGGAAAUAAUAAAGGUUACAGUAGAGGUGAGAAAGAUAAUUACCGAGGCUAUGCGGGAAGAUAUCACGAUAAAGGUUAUAGCUAUAGAGGUCAAAAUGAUAGGGGCUCGUCAGAUUCUGAUUACAGAAAUAAAAACAGAGGUAACAACUAUAACAGAGAAAGCUACAGAGGUAACAGUGACGUUUAUAGGAGCAAUUAUGACAAGACUAAUUACAAAAGUUACAGAGGAAAUUCUGACAGUCGGGCUACUUAUGGAAAUGAUAAUUACUACAAAGGAAACAAUAGAGUUGACGACUACAACAGGGGUUCUAAUGAUAAAAAUGACAACAAAGGGUAUAACAGAGGUGAAAAUGACUAUAGAUCCAAGAACAGGGGUAAUGAUAAAUACAAUAGAGGCUCUUACAGGGAUGACGAUGACUAUAAUAGAAAUUCUUACAGGGGUGACGAUGACUAUAAUAGAGUGUCUAAUCGGGGUGACAAUUAUUAUAACAAAGCCUCCUACAAAGGUGACAACUACUAUAAUAAGGCCUCUUACAAGGGUGACAACUACUAUAAUAAAGCCUCUUACAGGGGUGAUAAUAACUAUAAUAGAGACUCUUAUAGAGGUGACAAAAACUACGAUAGAGACUAUAACAGGGGUAACAAUAACUACUAUGGAGGCCCUAACAGGGAUAAUUAUAACUAUAAUAAAGGCUCUAACAGGGAUGAUUAUAACUAUAAUAAAGGCUCUAACAGGGAUGAUUAUAACUAUAAUAAAGGCUCUAACAGGGAUGAAAAUAACUAUAAUAGAGGGUCUAACAGGGUUGAUAAUGAUUAUAAUAGAGACAAUGACUACAAUAGAGGUUCUAACAGGGAUGAUAAUAAUUAUAACAGAGGCCCUAACAGAGUUGAUAAUGAAUAUAGGGGUAACAAUUUGGGUGAUAAUGAUUAUAGAGGAGAUAACAGAGUCGCUUCUGACUAUAAAGGCGAUGCUGGUAACUACAAGGGAGAUAGAGAUGACGAUUCUUACAAAGGUGACCAAAAACAAGAUAAACUAGAAAAAAACAUCAUGAAAUCACCACUUGUAAAGACUCUAAUGAAAAUAUCAAAUGAUUUGAGACAACGUGUUGUUGAUUCCUGUGAAGAUCCUAACGCACAGCAACAGACCACACCGGCAGUAGAGGUAACAGAAGAUCCAUGUGAAGAUUCAAGGGAUACCUGCGAAGAUGACGGUGAUAACGGCAAUCAAAGCACAAGGGGGGAACUUCAUACAAAUGGGGGAAUGUACUAA
Molecule: messenger RNA, 2769 nt
Organism: Spodoptera exigua (beet armyworm)
Lineage: Eukaryota; Metazoa; Arthropoda; Insecta; Lepidoptera; Noctuidae
Source: the annotation of a GenBank genome assembly